Haliotis rubra (blacklip abalone) is the source of this 688-nucleotide messenger RNA. RefSeq names its product small cardioactive peptides-like. The coding region runs from base 81 to 467 and encodes 128 amino acids. The transcript is spliced from 4 exons. The record is from RefSeq and is a predicted model, not a curated record. Lineage: Eukaryota; Metazoa; Mollusca; Gastropoda; Lepetellida; Haliotidae.
CUGGUCUCUAUCUCGAUCAUUUCAGUUGCAAGUGUGACUUCCAGGACGUUUAGCAAGAAACCACAGCCUGUUCUACCAAAAUGGAAGCCUCUGCUAUUAGACUUAGUAUUGGCUUGGUGGUCAUCCUCGUUGUUGGGUCAGAGGCAAUGAACUAUUUGGCGUUCCCACGGAUGGGCCGUUCAGGUUAUUUAGCAUUCCCAAGAAUGGGCAGAUCGGGACAACAGACCGCCGGAAGUGACGAGUGUUGCACGAUGGGACUUAAAAACGAGUGGGUUGUGGGCGACGAAGGGAAGGCUGAAGUGAGGAGUAUAUGUCAAACCGGAAACGUCUGCUGCUCUGGAUUGAAAGAAACAGUUGACACGAAACCUGACGGAGUUAUUUAUUCUAUGUGUUUGCCAGAGUGUUAUAAACCCCAGACAGUGAAUAAAAGUGUUCUGGGAAAGCUGAAGCGUUUAUUACAGCAGUGACAAGUGAAAUUGUGAGAACAUUUCCGAAAAAAAGACUUUCAUGUGAUAUUUCUGUUUUCAAAGACAUGUGCCCUCAGUAAGCCUCGUUUCCAUUUCAUCUCACUUCCGGUCCAUAACAACAUCGAGCUCUCCUCUUCAAAACAAAAAUGUACAAAGGUUUGGCAGAUUUCCGUGAUCUUUUGUACCUCUGAAAUUGCUGAAUAAAAAUGUAUGUUAAAUUA